Messenger RNA from Cucurbita moschata (crookneck pumpkin), 3233 nucleotides. Its product is annotated as dicer-like protein 4. Gene Ontology annotation, biological process: siRNA processing. NCBI's taxonomy places the organism in Eukaryota, Viridiplantae, Streptophyta, Magnoliopsida, Cucurbitales, Cucurbitaceae. The transcript has 12 exons. The record is from RefSeq and is a predicted model, not a curated record. Bases 121 to 3147 code for a protein of 1008 amino acids. Gene Ontology annotation, molecular function: ribonuclease III activity; protein binding; RNA binding. Gene Ontology annotation, cellular component: nucleus; cytoplasm.
GUAGCGUUGUGGUUGUCAUUUUUCAUUCUCCUCCUGCUGUGCUCUGUUCAUUUCAGUAUCUUACAAACCUUACUCUGCUCUGCGAUAUCUUCUUUUAUCUGGUGUUGUAUUUCUAUUGUGAUGGAUUUAGGGGGAACUCCAUGUGAUGCAAUUCUGCCCUCCAAUGCUCCAAUCCCACUGGAAGAUGGUGCUCUCAAUGACCAUCUCUUGCCCAUGAGAGACAGUGCAAAUGGAGAGGAAUUAGAGCUUGACUCCUCUGAUUCUGACAGUUCCGAAGAUGAGACUUCACGACAAGAACUGUAUGAGAUGUUGCUUCCAGCUGCUCUGAAAGAGUCUUGGACUAGCUCGGGUCAUGUGAUUCUUAACUGUUACCAUUUUAAAUUUGCUCCUCAUCCUAGAGAUAGGAGCUACAAAGAAUUUGGUUUGUUUGUGAAGGCACCACUUCCCCAAGAGGCUGAGAGAAUGAACGUUGAGCUUCAUCUUGAACGUGGUAGAUCUGUAAUGGUAAAUUUGGUGCCAUCAGGGGUCGUUAAGCUUUUGGAGGAUGAGAUAACCCAGGCAGAGAGUUUUCAGGAGAUGUUUCUUAAGGUCAUUUUAGACAGAUCAGAAUUUGAACAGGACUACAUACCUUUGAGGAAUUAUGUGUCUAGAUCUAUUUCAUCACCAUCUUACUUGUUGCUUCCUGUGAUUUGUCAUGAUAAUGAGGGAUCGGUAUCUAUAGAUUGGGAAGUUAUUAGAAGAUGUUUAUCCUCCCAAAUUUUCCAGAAUCAUGCAUGCUCUGUUAUCAACGAAAGUUCUUCCUCGGAUACCCAUCUGAUACUUUAUGAUGGCCGUAGAAGGUCGAGUGAUAUCGAGAAUAGUUUAGUGUAUGUCCCAUACAAUCGUAAAUUCUUUUUUGUCACUGACAUUGUGAAUGGGGAGAAUGGAUACAGUCCGUUCAAGAACUCAGGCUCCUUGAGUCAUCUCGAGCAUUUAGCGAGGUUUGGCACUCAUCUUAAAUACCCUGAGCAGCCUCUUCUUUGCGCAAAACAGCUAUUCAAUUUGAAAAACUGGCUACACAAUAGAAAGCAGAAAGAAUCUGAAGCACGUCAUCUGGAAGAACAUACUACUAAGUUGCCUCCCGAGCUUUGUCAAUUGAAGAUAACAGGCUUUUCAAAAGAUAUUGGAAGCUCCAUAUCGUUGUUGCCAUCAAUUAUGCAUCGUCUAGAGAACUUGCUUGUUGCUAUUGAAUUGAAGUCUAUGUUAACGGCUGCUUUUCCAGCGGCAGCUGAGGUUACUGCCAACAGAAUUCUUGAAGCACUCACCACUGAGGAGUGCAAGGAAUGCAUUUCCCUGGAAAGGCUCGAAACACUCGGUGACGCUUUCCUUAAGUUUGCAGUAGGAAGACGCCUUUUUCUUGCCCACGAUAAGUUUAAUGAAGGAAAACUUACGAAAAAACGUUCUCAUUUGGUGAAAAAUAUUAAUUUGCUCAAGCUAGCAACUAAAAAGAAUUUACAGGUAUACAUACGUGACCAGCCAUUCAAACCUAGUGAAUUUUAUCCACUCGGUCGUCCUUGUCCAAGAAUUUGCAACGAGGAAACUAGAAAAGAUAUCCAUUCUCAUGAUAAUGCAGCAAGUGAAGCCAAGUGCAGCAAAGGCCACCACUGGCUACAUCUGUACAUAAUCAGUGAUGUUGUUGAAGCUUUGGUUGGAGCAUUCCUAGUUGACAGUGGCUUUAAAGCUGCAAUUGCAUUUCUCAAAUGGAUCGGCAUAACAGUAGAAUUUGAAGCUUCACAAGUUACCGAUGCUCUCAUGGCAAGCAAUGCUUGCAUUCUACUUGCAGAUAGUAUAAACAUUUCUGAACUUGAAAAUUCAUUAGGCCAUCAAUUUCUCCAUAAAAGUCUGCUACUGCAGGCACUCGUACAUCCUUCUUACCGCAAGCAUGGAGGAGGUUCUUACCAGAGAUUAGAGUUUCUUGGAGAUUCGGUCCUGGAUUACUUGAUCACAUCAUAUCUAUAUUCAGCGUAUCCUAAGCUGAAUCCGGGUCUAUUGACAGAUUUGAGAUCAGUGUUUGUGAUGAAUGAGGCUUUGGCUAAUGUUGCAGUAGAUAGAUUGUUCUACAAGUUUCUGAUUUGUGAUUCAACUAGCCUUCAACGUAAUAUAGAAAGUUAUGCAAACUUCAUCCAAGCACCUCCUUCUGAAAGGGCCUCACUUGAGCAGCUGAGAUUUCCAAGGGUGCUGGGAGACAUGGUGGAAUCUAUUGUUGGGGCCGUUCUGGUUGAUACAGGGUUUGACAUGAACUAUGUUUGGAACAUAAUGUUAUCUUUUCUGGAUACUAUUAUGAGCUAUUCAGGCUUCCAACUUAGUCCUAUUCGGGACAUAAAAGAAUUUUGUCAAAGUUAUGGCUGGAAGCUUCAGUUCCAUGUAUCAGAAGAGCCAAAAUCUUAUUCAGUUGAAGCGGAGGUGAAAGGAAACAACUUUCAUGCCACUGCUUCUGCAGUCAACCGUAGUAAGAAACACGCCGAGAAAAUUGCUGCCAAUCUUAUACUCAACAAGUUGAAGGAAAAAGGAUUCAUACCUAAGGUCAAUUCAUUGGAGGAAAUUUUAAGGUCAAGCAGUAAGAUGGAACCAAAAUUGAUUGGAUAUGAUGAAGCACCCUUGGACACUAUCAAUCUUGGACCAGAAUUUUCUGGUGCAGACAUAGAUCCUUGCCGUGAAGUUGGUAAUUCUCAUUCAGUUCGCAUUACACGGAUAAGCGGAACACCGGUGUCUUCAUCAGGAGCAGCAGAAGAUCUGAAGCCUAGCAUGGCCUUUGGUGGUCAUGAUAGUUCCACAGACUUGCAGUCAUCAUCAGGUCGGUCGGGUAAAACAACAGCCAUAUCACGUCUGUAUGAAACCUGUGCUGCAAACCAUUGGAAUGACCCUUCAUUUGAUUGCAUGGAUGAGGAAGGACCAAGCCAUUUAAAGAUGUUUACUUAUAAGGUUGUAUUAAAGAUAGAAGAAGCCCCUGCUAGGACCUUGGAAUUCAUUGGAGCACCUCAGUUGAGAAAGAAGGCUGCGGCGGAGCAUGCAGCUGAAGCAGCUCUUUGGUACUUGGAAAAGGAAGGGUUAAACAGUGUAGUGUUGUUGGAUAGUCUCAAUGUCCAACCCCUUCAACUUCACCACUGAUUCCACAUGGCCCUUUAGAGUGUGCAGUUCCCUCAGCCUGCACCAUUCAACAUUGAACCAAUUCAUAAAAUUUGAUUCUUGAUUUU